Messenger RNA from Mucor mucedo, 528 nucleotides. RefSeq lists its product as uncharacterized. Gene Ontology annotation, biological process: regulation of transcription by RNA polymerase II. Lineage: Eukaryota; Fungi; Mucoromycota; Mucoromycetes; Mucorales; Mucoraceae. The transcript has a single exon. Gene Ontology annotation, cellular component: nucleus. Gene Ontology annotation, molecular function: DNA-binding transcription factor activity, RNA polymerase II-specific; sequence-specific DNA binding. The record is from RefSeq and is a predicted model, not a curated record. The coding region runs from base 1 to 528 and encodes 175 amino acids.
AUGAAUAAUAACGGUGGAAUAGACUUUUCUCAAAAUCAAGCUAACAUCAGUAUGGAGUUGUUCUGUAACGGCGAGUAUGGCCAUGGCUUGGAUCAGUCAACUGUUCAUGAGUUGCAAUUAUUGGAUACUUCAAUAAUUAAGACUCUUGAGCAGUUGGCUGGAACAGCCAUGCCUGCUCUGCCCGUUGCAGACAGCUCCUAUAAGGCAACAUCGCCAACCGCUGCAGCAAUAUCGUCUGUAACAGUGGAUGAUACAGCAACCCCGACGGUAGCAGCAAUCAACCCCACAAGACAAAAAAGAAAAGCAACCUAUGCCGCUCCCUCGGAAAACCAAGGCAAUAAAAAACAAAAGAAAGAAUUUGCUUGUUCGUUCUGCGAUUUCGUUUGCAAUCGUAAAUAUAAUUUAGAAACUCACAUGGUAUUGCAUAAUCCAAAUCGUAAAAAAAAAUAUCAAUGUACCAACUGUGGUCGCGGUUUUGACCGCAAAGCAGACGUCAAGCGUCAUAUUAAAAAUGUUCACAAGAAAUAA